Messenger RNA from Penaeus monodon (black tiger shrimp), 944 nucleotides. RefSeq names its product neurotrophin 1-like. NCBI's taxonomy places the organism in Eukaryota, Metazoa, Arthropoda, Malacostraca, Decapoda, Penaeidae. Gene Ontology annotation, molecular function: Toll binding; growth factor activity. The record is from RefSeq and is a predicted model, not a curated record. The transcript is spliced from 2 exons. Gene Ontology annotation, biological process: regulation of Toll signaling pathway; central nervous system formation; innate immune response. The coding region runs from base 65 to 814 and encodes 249 amino acids. Gene Ontology annotation, cellular component: extracellular region.
CCAAACAUUACCUGGAGUAUAUAGGCUCGAUAAUCCGAAUGCACCGAGAACUGAGAGUGCAGACAUGGCUUUACGAUACUUGGUUUCGUUGUCUUUGGCGGUCGCAGUUCUGGCCGACCAGACCUCACACGUCAGCAUUAGUCUUGGUGGUGCUCCUGCCGUCAGCCAUCACAGCUCUCACCACGCACGGACUUCAUACCACCAUCAACCUACAUACCACACACAGCCCUCAUACCAUCCACAACCUUCCUACCACCCUGCUCCCGCUUAUCACCCACAGCCUUCCUAUGAGCAUGAACACGAGCCUGCUGUGCCAGAAUGUGCUGCCAACACAACCAAAUCAUGGUGCCUCCAAGACGACCACUAUCCCACCUACGAGAUCAAACAUGCAGCCGAGUAUCACUAUGAGAAGCUCCUCUCCCUCUAUGCUGACGUAGCCGACCUCAACACUGAGCAGUCUGUGGACCGGCCAAACAUCCUGGAUGAGGAAACUUACUUGUGCCCAUCAGAGACCGCUUACAUCAGGCCCCUUCGCGCCCAGAACACCGAGGGAAAAUGGCGUGUCGUUGUAAACAAUAUCGAUGCCCAUUAUCAGACUCUCACUCAGACUACACGCAUCGAAGAGUGUCUCACUUCCGGCGAUGCAUGUCCUCUGGUGCCUGACUGCUACGAGUCCAAGUGUCUGCAGAAGUCCAUCUACCACCGCUUCCUUGUCUACGACCCCUAUGAUCAGUACUUCCCCUUCGCCAUCGAGACAUUCAAGCUUCCCGCCAGCUGUGCUUGUCUCUUGGGUGCCUACACCAUCGAUCAUUAAUCAACAAACACAUGAUUUCAAGCCACACAAGGGUCAUCUUCCUGCGGUAACAUCGAUAGAAAUGAUAACUGAUUUCAAAUGCCAUGAAAAUCCCCUCUCUUGUGAAACAUGAAAAUAAAUAUUUUACGUA